Messenger RNA from Hepatospora eriocheir, 1563 nucleotides. NCBI's taxonomy places the organism in Eukaryota, Fungi, Microsporidia, Hepatosporidae. The record is from the annotation of a GenBank genome assembly.
AUGGAGGGGAGAAAGCCAGUUAAGUUUGUUGUUUUCAAUGAAAAUGAUGAGGCUUUUGAAGAAAAUCAAGAAAAUAAGCUUAUUAAUGUUUCUAAUAGAGCUGAGGCAUUAAAAUUAAAGUUAACUGAAAAUGAGCACAGAUUGGGUUUAGCUAAAGUUCAUGUUGUUAAGACUGAAAAUAAAAUAAAGAGAGAAUGGCCUGUUUUGUUUAAUCCUGAUAAAUUUAAGAAAGUUUAUAUUCAUGUUGAUUUGGAUUCUUUUUAUGCAUCAGUAGAAACUUUAUUACAUCCUGAGUAUAAUGAUGUUCCACUGGGUGUUGGUAGUUUAACUAUGCUUGCUGCAUGUAACUAUAAAGCUAGGGAAUUUAAUAUCAAGGCUGGCAUGCCUGGUUAUCAUGCUAAAAAACUCUGUCCUCAUCUUGUAAUAACUAAAUGUUCAUUUGAUAAGUAUAAUUUUUACUCAGAGAUUGUUAUGGGUAUUUUAUCUAUUUAUGAUGAGAAUGUUGAAAUUUAUGGAAUUGAUGAAGCUUGUCUUGUUUUUGAUGAAAAUAAAUUGAGACAUGCUUAUAACGUUUUUAAUCAAAAUUCUAGAUUUGGAAAAAGUUUAGGAACUGACUAUGUUGAGUAUACAGGAUUUAAUUUUGAAUCCGUUCAUAAAUUAGUUGAUUUAAUUAGAAAUGUUGUACAUAGAAAUACAGGUGGAUUGACAAUUAGUGCUGGUUUAUCAGUCUGUAGGGGGUUGGCUAAAUUUAGUUCGAAUAUUAACAAACCCAACGGGUCUUUUAAAAUAAAAAAUAACUUUGAUAGAUUUUUAUUUCCAUUAGAAGUUGAUAAAAUCAAUGGAAUUGGUAAAAUGACUAAAGAGUUGUUGUUUAAAACAUUAAAAAUUAAAACUAUAGAACAAUUAAGAAAUGAAUUACAUAAGAUUUAUUUAAUGUUGCCUGAAAAGUCAUUUACUAAUAUAAUGAGAUUAUCUUAUGGAUUAUCAAAUUUUGAUUAUAGUCAUUUCCUAAAUGGGAAAAAAUACUCUAAAAACCACUCAAUAGGCAAUGGAUGGACAAUUAAACCUACUAAUGAUCACAGGGAUAUUUGCAUGCACUUAUGGACACUAGCAAAUUCAGUUUACUAUCGAAUGAAAAGACAGAAAUAUUAUGGAUCAGUUGUUACAUUAACAAUUAAAUUUACUACUUUUAAACAAAAAACCAGACAAAAGAAGAGUAGUUUUUUAUUAAAAGAUUUAAUAGACAUUUUUAAUAUCGCUUAUGAUUUAUUUAAAAAUAAUUUUGUUACGAUAAAAGAUGAUGAAAAAAUGGUAGAAGAUAAAAUUAGAUUAGUUGGUAUUAGCAUAUCAUCACUUGUAAGUAGUAAAUUACCAAAAAUAACAAGUUACUUAAAACCAAUCAAUAAAAUAAAACCUAAACCAAUACACCCACGUACCUGUAUAAUUUGUAAUGCACCAUUCAUACAUGAGAGUGAUUUUAUCUAUCAAAAACAUGUCAAUGAGUGUAUUAAUGAGAAAGAAAAAUCAAAUAGAAAUAAUUUAAGAAGAUAUUUUGACAAAUAA